Molecule: messenger RNA, 5042 nt
Organism: Amaranthus tricolor (Joseph's coat)
Lineage: Eukaryota; Viridiplantae; Streptophyta; Magnoliopsida; Caryophyllales; Amaranthaceae
Product: UDP-glycosyltransferase 79B6-like
Exons: 3
Coding region: 107-601 (164 amino acids)
Source: RefSeq, a predicted model, not a curated record
UCCUCCACAAUCAUCUUAAAGCCAAAGGAUUUGCUUUUCAUAUACAUGCCUUACGGCGAGGGUUUCACUUUCUACCAAAGGAUCACCACUGGAAUAAAGGGUAGUCAUGGAAUUGUGUUUAGAACUUCCCAAGAAAUUGAAGCCUCGUGCAGGUUACAGGACUGUGGAGGAGGCAUUCCCAGACGGGUUUAUCGACAGGGUGGGCGAUCGAGGGGUGGUGAUCGGAGAGUGGAUAAAGGAGCCUUUGACAGUAAUAAUAAAUCACCCAUCAAUUGGGAGUUUUGUACAUCAUUGUGGGUUUGGGAAUAUGUGGGAUUCUGUGUUGGUUCCACAGCUUACUGAUCAAGUUAUGUACAGUAAGCUAAUGUGUGAGGAGUUGAAAUUGGCUGUACAAGUAGACAGAGGACAGGAUGGUUCAUGGGUGUCUAAACAAAGUUUGUCUAAAGCCAUUCUAUCUGUGAUGGAUGAAGGUAAUCAGGUUGGCGAUUUUGUUAGGAUGAACCAUGAAUUUUGGAGGCAGAGAAUUCUUAACAAUGAGCUUAUGAGUAAUAUUGAUAAAUUUGUCAAGGAUUUGCAGGUUAUAUGUUUCGAGUCGGCUUAAAAUCGGUGGUCGGAUAAUAUCGAAUUAUUGGGUUUAUUUUGAACACCUAUAACAAUGAUAAUGUACAAUCUGUUUGAUUUGAGUCAUAAUAUUGCAAGAUAUCUAUCUUACUAAAUCAGUUUAAUAAGCACAAGAACUAGUAUGAACAUGUUCGCAGGGCAAGAUUGUGUACACAAUAGCUUGUACCGUUUGCUACUCUGUUUCUUGUUAGAAUUUCAUUAUAUUAAAACUGGAGUUGAUUAAAGAAAUGGAAAGCAUGAAUAUGUUGUUCAUCUUGUAUUGUGUUAUUUGUGAGCAAAAGAGCUUCUAAACAUACAAAAUGGACAUCGACAAGUUAGUGAUCCUUCGGAAACUAAUGAUAUGUGAAUAACAAUUCGUGUCGUGGGUCCACUGUUACUUGUUCAACUUGAUGACAAAAACUUCCCCCCCACUAUUUGAUUUCGGAUGUGAUUGCCAACCACCUUUGCUUUUGGCAAAUCAAUAAAAGGACCAGGUGAUAAUCAAGUCUAACACUUAUAAAUUGAUACAAUCACUGAAAAAUUUAAAUGACGUGAAUAGAUAAAGAAUAAUUUGUAAAUUAUACUGUUAAAAGCUUCGUAAUAUAGCGAAUUACAGUCUUAAUGUCUAUAUUUUGUGAAUUAAAGCCAUUAAAGUAUCAGAUUUUACAAGUUCAGGAUAAAACACAGAAUUUCGACCAUUUUAGUGGUCGAAAUUUUAGGUUAUGAGGCCAUAGUUCAACAUUUUUGGCAUGAACAUGUAAACUUUGAUACUUUGGUAGCUGUAAUUCGCAAAAUAUAAACUUGAGGUUGUAAUUCUCAAAAUUGCUAAAAUUUAAAGGUGUAAUUCGCUAAUUAUUAGUAUGUAAAUACAAACUUACAACUAACUAAAAUUGUGAAUUAGUAAAUUCACUACAACAAAAUUAACUUUUUGCGAUAUAAGAUUUAAUGACAUUAAAAAAGUCACUGAUUUAUAUUUUUUAAUGUAAUAAUUAUUCUUUUUUAUUUUAAAUUUAACUAUAAAGUGAUUUAGUGACACUUUAGUUUGCAUUUAGUGAGAUAUAUAAUUUUAGUUUAUUUGUUUUUUUAUUAUGAUACUAAAGGGUAUAAUAAAUAUCAUUAUCCACUAUAUACACCAUUAAAAAUUUUAAAUAGUGACAUUUAAAUUAAAUGUAAUUAAAUAAUCUCACUAAAAGUAUAUUAUGUUGUAGUGGCUUUAUAUUGUUGAAUUCAGAAAUGAUCUUGUACACAAACAACCACUUAAAUUAUAAUGUUGUCUCAAAUUCUCUGUUCGUUCCAUUGAAAUUGCAACAUUUUUUAUUUUGCUACUUCCCAUUUAAUUGCAUCAUUUCUAUUUUUGAAUAAUAUUUUUAUUAUUUUCUUUUAAUCUUAUCCAUUAUAUUUGAACUCUCUAAUAAUUUCAUCCAUACAAUUUAUUCUCUCUAUUCAAUUUUACCAGUUUCUUAAAAAUUAUUUACUUUUUCUUUGAAGCAAAUUAAAGAAAACGGGCCUAAUAUUUUUUAGGCUUAGGGUUGAAGCUAAACCAUGGGUUAUUUUAACAAUAUUUGAUUGAAUUUUAAACAUGCCAAUUCAAAUGCAAAUGAAAGGAUAACAAUCAUACUUCUAUUAACAAUUCUGAAGCACUACUUAAACAUGUAACUUGAGUUUGACAUCAAUCACCAGUACAUGUUUCUAGACUUUAGUAGUACUCCUAAUUUGCAAAUGAAGUAAUCUAAGUUAAGUUAAGUGGUGGUUUAUAAUAUGGACAAAUUAUUUCUAUGUUGAAAAAUAUAAUAGUAUGGCUCUUUUAGAAUUUUAAUUUAUCUUUUUUUUAUUUUGUUUAUUUUAUUGAUAUUUAUUUUGUUUCUUUGUGAUUAUUUAUAAAUCACGAUGAUUGAUUAGAAAUUUCUAUUUGCAAAUCACUACAAAAUAAAACAUCUAUACACACUAUCCAAAAUAGUUAAAAAUUAAUCGAUGAAGGCUUAUACUAACUAAUUUUAACUAUUUAAAACAGUUUAGACCAAUUUCUAACUAACCUUUUGGUUGGAAAAAAUUAUUUAAGAAUGGUCUACCAACCAAUCAGACUCAUAUCCAAAAUCCGUGACACAUGUUACACAGUAAUUCUUAUUGUAUUGUCUUUGCACUUAUUGACUCAUGAUUCACAUUUUAUUGUUUUAUAACUUAUAUUUACAUGUACAAAAAAUUUAUUUUGUAUAUUUUUAUUUUAUUAUUAUUAUUAUUAUUAUUAUUAUUAUUAUUAUUAUUAUUAUUAUUAUCUGAGUAAUAUCAGUAUAUUAUUAGUCGUACACAAAUUCUUAUGUGAGAAGGUUUCACCGUGAGACGUGCCUUAUACUUGGAUUAAAUUGUCCAAUAAUAGAAACUUUUAGCAUAAUAGACCUUUUAUAUGGACUCGCCUCACGGUGAGACAGUCUCAUACAAGAGGAGCUGUUAGUCGUAUUAGUAUUGUAUUGUAAAAUACUUGUUGUAUCAUCAUUGUAUUAAUGUAGUAUUAGUAUAUUAUUUGUCGUAUUAGUACAUUAUUAGUAUUAAUAUAAAUUAGUAUACUAUCAAUCAUAUUACUAUUAUACAAGUACAUUAUUAAUCAUAUUAGUGUAUUAUUAGUAUAUUAUUAGUAAAGGAGUCCAUCAUGCUGUCUUUGAUGAUUUUAAGAAUAAUAUGAGCGUUUGCAAGUCACCCAAAUCAGCGGAGGAUGUGAUAUAAUAUAUAUUUUUCUAAUUAGCUAGACCUUUUGCUCAAUCUCAAAUAUUCUUAUAUGUAUUUGGAAACAUAAUUAAACAGACCAGGCACCAAAACUAUUUGUAUCAGUGGUGUGUUCCAAGUAACAAAGUGGUGUUACUUUAAAGCAUAUUUCGAACAUUGUUUUAGAAUCAACUGACUUGAGAUUUCAGAGUGUUGAUGAAUUGAUGAGCUUCAUAUGGUUAGAGAUAUUUCUUAUAAUGCACAGCAAAUACGGAUAAUCAUUGGUGAGACAAGAUUGUUAGGAGUUAAGUUUGCAGCAUUUCCACAAGAUCUUUGCGCUAGUGGAUACUGAAUAGCAAAAUGAUGCAUUAGAAAUAUAAUAAAAAAAUUUAGUGUAUAUAUAAAAAGUGUGUAGAAAAUUCUAGAAGCCAUUUGUGUAAUCAAAAUAGUAAAUGCUAUAAAUGAAGGAGUAGUGAAGUAAAGUCAAAAUCAAAUAGGCUUAUUUCACAACAAAGUAAGGGUGCUCAUAAAAAAAGAUGUGUGUAAAAAAAAAAAAAAAAGGAUUAGUGAGAUAUAUGUAGAGGUGUUUAUUCGGUUGAUCGGGUCGGUUUCGGACGGGUGUUAUUCGGUUCGGUUGCAUUUCAGAUCGGUUAUUUUUUGGCUGUGUGUUACAACGGGUCACACUCGGCUCGAGUCGGUUAGAGAUCGGUUAUUCAAGCUAUCGGGUUAGCAUCAGUUCGGUGUCGAUUGAAGUUCGUGUCGAGUGUCAAUCGGUCUCGGGUUGUCAUCGAUUACUAAUUGGUUCGGUUUUUCGGGUACAGAUCGGGUUCGAGCUUUAUUUUUCGAGUAGUUAUCGGUUACGGAUAACUAUUGAUCGGGUCAAUAUCGAAAUAAGUUAAUAGUCAGGUUUUUAAUUGAUGUAUGCUCAUUUACUUACAAAAAAUAAUUACCGAUUGUUUUAUCAGAUAUAGCAGAUAGGGGUAUCAAACAGGUCGGGUUGAGUCAUUUUCAGGUUCGAUCAUAUAUAAAUGAGUCAAUAAACCCGUAACCUGAACCUGACCCAUUUAAUUAAUGGGUCAAAAAUUGAAACCCCGACCUGAUCUGUAGCAAAUCGGAUCAAUCUGCUAAUGACCCAUUUAACCUACUUUUUUUUAGGUCAUUAAAUUCAUAUAUUUCAGGUCAUUUGACCCAUUUAACCUUAAUUAAAGGCUUCCUCCAAAAAUAAACGUAUGUCACUUAAUGCAGCGAGCACACGGUAUUCUUUAGUAAAAGGCGAAAGAAUAGUUCGCUUUGUGCUCACGGCGUGGCUGCGUAACUUGGUAUGAGAUCUGUGGAAGUGAUUUAAAGGAUUUUUCUUUUAUUAGUAUCUAUCAUAGCCGAUGUGGGACAACUUUCUUUGUUAUUGAAUGUCAUCUUCAGCUGAUAAAUCCCUUAGCCGAUGUGGGACAACUUCCUUUCUUAUUGAAAGUCAUCUUCAGCUGACAAAUCCCUCAAUACAUGGUAAUUGGUAUUAUCUUAGUUUUACGAAGUAUUUGGCAAAUGUUGAUCCGUCUUAAAUUUAAUAAAUGGGUUAAAUAGGUUUUUUUCGGGUUUAAAUAUUCAACCUAAACCUAACCCAUUUAAUAAACAGAUCAUGUCGGGUUGACCCAUUUAAUUAAUUGGGUCAAAAAUCUAAACCCAAACCCGCUAAUUUCGAGUCGGUUUCAGAUCAGGUUAGCAGGUCGGGUCAGCUUUUGCCAGCCCUA